AUGCCGCGGCUCGAUCUGGACCACCCCUUCUGCGUCUUCGGCGGCGCCGGCGAGUCCAAGUCGAUGGUGGCUUUCGAGACGGCCGCCGCGCUCCCCGGCCCCAACGGCAGCGUCCAGUGCUGUACUGUCAGCGCCAGCGCUCGUGCCGACGACGCGGACGCCCCGGCGGAGUCGGUCCUGCUCCGGGUACCGGAUGGCGUCUGCUUGGCCGAGCUGUUUGGCGCCGUGCUGCAGCGGGACGGCUCCACCAAGAGUAGCUCCAACCCCAAAGUGGAGGCCGCGGCGGCAGCACGCAAGGGCGCGCCGAGGGCGAACUCGAGGAGGUUGCCGGCCUGCACGACCAGCAAGACCGCCAUCGUCAUCGGCGUUCUGCCCGCAGGCAAGAUGGUCGUGAAACAGGAGCGUCGCGCUCCCGGCCGCGUCGUCGCCCGCGGCUGGCGCCGGCCGGCGGUAGGGGCCAGGGUCUUUGCGAGCGAGGCCGUGGGGGAGGAGCCCGUGUCCCCGAAGGUGUCGUGCUUUGGUGCCGUACGGUCGGAGAGGCGCGCGACGGCGAACGACGCGCCGCCGGGUAAGAAGCAGGACGAGGAGCGGAGCGGGUGCUGGGCGAGCGUGACGGCCGCGCUUCGUGUCCUAUGUUGCAACAACAAUACUCGUGAGGGCGAAUCGGGCGCGAGCGAGUCGAAUUCCAAGGCCUCGGCGCCGGAGUCACCGCCUGUCGCCGUUAUGUCGCCGCCGCGCCCGGUUGCGGGGCUGGGAGACGUGAAGCGCCUCGCUUCGCGGCGAUGGCCCGGGACCAUGGCAGCAGAAGGACGGGUCCCGAUUUGAAUUCUGCGGGCGUUGCGAGGCAACGCAACGGCGUUGUACGUCCACGGUCGCCGAUGCAAACCGAGGUGCUACUCGAAACGGCUUCUGCCCGUUCUAAUGUCGUGUGUGAGUUGUGUAACUUUUGUGUUUGUUUGCAAGCUGCACCUCGUACCUUGUGUUAUCGAUCUUGGACUUUGGUCAA
Molecule: messenger RNA, 1006 nt
Organism: Phragmites australis (common reed)
Lineage: Eukaryota; Viridiplantae; Streptophyta; Magnoliopsida; Poales; Poaceae
Exons: 1
Coding region: 1-825 (274 amino acids)
Source: RefSeq, a predicted model, not a curated record